GGCGCUCUCGCGUUUCUCUUCGACCAGAGUCACUUGUUGUUUGUGUAAAGUGGUGUGUUUCAAAACACGAGGAUGCGAACGUUGUCAUCCGUCGUCUCGUGUUCGCGGAUGUAAUGGAUGUAACGGGUAAUGUCGAGUAAAAUGAAACGGCAUGUCCCAUUCGACGCAAUUUUUUAGCGGGCUGCUCAUCCUUCUGUUGGCGAUCGCGCUGAGCAAUGGCACGGACACGUACGAGAUCGACUGCAGUAAUCUGCGAAUGGGGCAGUACAUUUGCCCCCAUCCUGAUUACGAUUUCAUAGACCUAAAGACGCAGCAACCUCGCGGUUGCACCAAGGAAAACAAGGCCAAAGUGCUAUGUCUAGCUGCUGAUGGCCUUAUUUGUACAGAAACAAAGAACAACACUUUCAAGAAGGAUAUACCUUGUAAAUGGACAAAUGGAUAUUCAUUUGAGACAUCAUUACUGCUAUCGAUAUUUCUUGGUAUGUUCGGCAUGGAUCGAUUUUACCUUGGAUAUCCUGCUCUAGGCUUACUCAAGCUGAGCACGUUGGGAUUUCUUUUUCUUGGUCAGUUUGCCGAUGUGAUUCUGAUAGCUACGCAAAUCGUAGGACCGGCGGACGGUUCACACUAUGUAAUGCCAUAUUACGGUGCCGGAAUUAACAUCAUAAGGAGCAACAAUUUUACAUACAGAGUACCACAAUAUGACUGCUGAGAGAAAAUAGCAUAUUCAAAGCAAAUUGUAAAUGAGGACUUUUCUAUACACACACACACACACGUGUUUGUGUGUGUGUAUAAUUGUAUACUAACUUCUGCUUUCGUCACA
Trachymyrmex cornetzi is the source of this 820-nucleotide messenger RNA. RefSeq names its product TM2 domain-containing protein 1 biscotti (gene bisc). The transcript is spliced from 3 exons. The coding region runs from base 152 to 709 and encodes 185 amino acids. The record is from RefSeq and is a predicted model, not a curated record. Lineage: Eukaryota; Metazoa; Arthropoda; Insecta; Hymenoptera; Formicidae.